AGCUGCGGCGGCGGCGGCGGGGCGCUCUGCGGCUCUGCGGACACGGCGGACCCGGUCAGCCAGGGCUCCGCGAGCAGCGGAGCGGGGCCUCCCAGCGCGCACCCAGGAACGUGAAGAAAAGGCAAUGUCUGCCAAUUUAAAGUACCUUUCUUUGGGAAUCCUAGUCUUUCAGACUACCAGCUUGGUUCUUACUAUGCGUUAUUCGAGGACUUUGAAAGAAGAUGGGCCUCGGUAUUUGUCAUCUACUGCUGUAGUCAUUGCUGAACUUUUGAAGAUCAUUGCCUGCAUUUUAUUAGUCUACAAAGACAGCAAAUGCAGUCUUCGAACAUUGAAUAGAGUAUUACAUGAUGAAAUUCUAAACAAACCUAUGGAAACUCUUAAACUUGCUAUUCCAUCAGGAAUAUAUACUCUUCAGAAUAAUUUAUUGUAUGUAGCAUUAUCAAACCUAGAUGCAGCUACUUAUCAGGUUACUUAUCAGUUAAAAAUUCUUACCACAGCCCUGUUUUCUGUGUCCAUGCUUAGUAAAAAAUUAGGUUUGUACCAGUGGCUAUCUCUAGUGAUUUUAAUGGCAGGUGUCACUUUUGUACAGUGGCCCUCAGAUUCUCAAGAAUCGACUUCUAAGGAACUCUCAGCAGGCUCUCAAUUUGUAGGUCUGAUGGCAGUUCUUAUAGCAUGUUUUUCAAGUGGCUUUGCAGGUGUUUAUUUUGAGAAAAUUUUAAAAGAAACUAAACAAUCUGUGUGGAUUAGAAAUAUUCAACUUGGUUCUUUUGGGAGCAUAUUCGGAUUAAUGGGUGUUUACAUUUAUGAUGGAGAAUUAGUAUCAAAGAACGGAUUUUUUCAGGGAUAUAACAAACUGACCUGGAUAGUUGUUGUUCUUCAGGCACUUGGAGGCCUUGUCAUAGCUGCUGUUAUUAAGUAUGCGGAUAAUAUUUUAAAAGGAUUUGCAACAUCUUUGUCUAUAAUAUUAUCAACACUAAUCUCCUAUUUUUGGCUGCAAGAUUUCGUUCCAACCAGUGUCUUUUUCCUUGGAGCCAUCCUUGUAAUAGCAGCUACUUUCCUAUAUGGCUAUGAUCCCAAACCUGCAGGAAAUCCUACGAAGGCCUAAUUAUUUUUUGAAACUUGUUUCUCAGGAUUGUUCAAGUAUUAAGAUUCUCAAACAUCAUUCACACUCGGGGGAUGUCAACAUAAAUUCUGUGAGAGAUCAUCAGACUGAGUCUGGUCAUGAUUGUUUAAAUGAUUCAAAGUCACAAAGGUUUAGAAAUUGUAAGAAGGUUGUAACAGGUGGAAGUGAAAUAUCUAGUGCAUCCAUCCACAAGUAAAAACUUGAAAGAAAAAAUAGCUUUCCAGUGACUAGUAUCAGGAAUGUUUACAACUUGAACUCUGAAGUUAAUGAAAAAGGUUUUUACAAUAUUGAUUGCUGCAGAAAUGUCCUAUGCACUCUUUGCAAGAGCACAUGACAACAUUUGUCAGAUAUAAAUUUUUGCAAAUCAAAUCUAUUUAAUCUUAGUAAAUGUUUUUAAUUUGCUAUUUCUGUAUAGAUAGAUUACACUGAAUAUAAUUCAUUAUUCUGUAAUUAAGAUUAUAAUUAGCUAUUUCUUAUUAAAGCUGUGAAGAAAUUGAAGUAUGAUUUGAAAAAAGUUUUCACAUAUCCAAGAUUUUUAUAUUUAUAAAGAAAUUACUAAAAAUUUGAAUUCUGUUAUUUGUUAAACUCUAUAAAAUUGAUAAUAUGGGUCUGAUUUAAUAUCUGAAGGGGAAAAUUUAUAUGUAAGUUCUCUGUGUAAUGAUAUAUAUAACCAAAUACAAGCUACAGGUGAAGUUUGGAUCUUGGUUUCUUUUUAAUUUUUUUCUUAUAAAUUAGCUCUUUUAAUGUUAUUUUAAAUUUUAUCUGUGUGUGAUUCAGUUUCCUUUAAAGUUUUAAAUGUAACUUAAGAUGAAGUCAAUGCUUAAACUAUGUAAUGGUUUGUAAAAAUAUAUAAUUGUUCAUGUCCACUCUAUUUGGAGUCAUUAUGGACUAUCAUGUAUAUAUUAUAUAUUAUUAUACUCAGUAUAAUCUCAAUCUAUUUGAGCUUCUUUAAGGCUGUAACAGUAAAGAUAUUUUUAGUUUGAAUAUCAGUAAGUUGGCAUCAAAAUGAUUUCUAGAACCAUUUUAGAUAGCCAUUAUAUUGUUUAAAAUAAUAUAGUAAGUUUAAAUUCAGGGUUCCCAAACAAAAUUUUUUAAGCUCACCACCUUAAAAAGUGCCCUUCCUGUGUACUUAGUUGAAGGGAUAUUACCUUUAUAAGACUCUAAGCACUGCAUGGGGCUGCUUGGACAAAAGCUCUUAUUCAUUUCUUUGUAUGUAUAAUACAUGAAUGUGUGUUUGUAUAUAGGUAUACAUGUAUACAAACAC
Molecule: messenger RNA, 2387 nt
Organism: Sarcophilus harrisii (Tasmanian devil)
Lineage: Eukaryota; Metazoa; Chordata; Mammalia; Dasyuromorphia; Dasyuridae
Gene: SLC35A3
Product: solute carrier family 35 member A3
Exons: 8
Coding region: 125-1105 (326 amino acids)
Biological process (GO): pyrimidine nucleotide-sugar transmembrane transport
Cellular component (GO): Golgi membrane
Molecular function (GO): UDP-galactose transmembrane transporter activity
Source: RefSeq, a predicted model, not a curated record